Girardinichthys multiradiatus is the source of this 2038-nucleotide messenger RNA. RefSeq names its product colony stimulating factor 3 (granulocyte) a (gene csf3a). Gene Ontology annotation, molecular function: cytokine activity. Bases 813 to 1439 code for a protein of 208 amino acids. Gene Ontology annotation, cellular component: extracellular region. The record is from RefSeq and is a predicted model, not a curated record. The transcript has 5 exons. Gene Ontology annotation, biological process: neutrophil differentiation; myeloid cell development; macrophage differentiation. NCBI's taxonomy places the organism in Eukaryota, Metazoa, Chordata, Actinopteri, Cyprinodontiformes, Goodeidae.
AUGUACAUUAAUUACAGAUUUAUACACAGAGUUUGCAGACUUGCUUUUUGGAGAUAUUGUGUAACUUCCAUGUUAAAAACAGUAUGUAAAUAGAACAAGGUAACAUUCACCUGCUAAACAAAGAUGAGAUGGUUCACAGUGAAAUGAUGAAUGGUACAAAUAAUUUCUAUAAAUGUUCAAACGAACAGUGACCCUAUCAUUUUUUGCUCUGAGACAAAGAACCUCCUGAGGCAACAGAUAUGUUCCGUUGUCCUUAGUAGGAUGUCAAGAAGCGUUCCUUGAUUAAAGUCAAGCUUUAAAAAAUAUUAGGUUAAAAUUGAGAAAUAAUAAAAAAUGAGAAUAAUUAAUAAAAAGAUGUUUAGCCUGGAUUACUGGCAAAGAAUCUUUAUAUUUUGGACAAUAAAAGAAAAACAUUCCUGGGUGCAUAUUCCAGCUAAAAUAAAUCACUUUUAAUUAAAAGAAGAAGAAGACAGAGAAGGAGAAAGGGGAGACAAACCUGGUGUACAUUCAUUAAAUAGCAUUUCACUUGUAUAUACUUUAUUGGUGUCAGUUAUGUGUUUUCAUCCUAACUUUUAGAUUUACUCCAAUUUGUGCUGAGUAAUGCGCCGUUUAUUAUCUUGUACAGUAAUUAUGCCAAGGGAAGAGGUUCCAUUUGGGUGUAUUUAAAAAAAGGCAUGUACAUUUCAAGGGAAAUUGAAGAUUAUGGAAACCCCCAUUUCCGUGCUUCUAUAAAUAUGUCAAUAAGGGUAGAGUAAAUCAGUAGUGCUCACUUUGAGGUCAAUACUUCUGAAACCUUUCCCAGCUGUGAGGCCAUGCAUAUCCUGAUUGUUUUCGCCUGCUACAUGGCCUCCGCCGCCCGCAGCGCACCUCUGCCGGAGAACAGCAGCGCACUUGUUGAGGAUUCGCAGUUUCAGGAGAUUCUGCAGAAGAGCCGCAGCUUGACGCAAAAGAUCCUGGACUCCAUACCCGACACGCACAAAUCCUGCGUCCAUACAGAGACUCUACAGUUGAAUUCUUCGGAAAAUGCCAAGCUUGCAACCAUGGCGUCCACCAUUGGCAUCCCCCGGGCUCCUGUACUCAGAGCAGUUUCAGAAAAUUUCACCCUGGAAGCCGGUUUAAGAGCUAUGCAUGAUGGCCUCCAGCUGCACCAAGAGUUACUGACGUCCAUCUCCCCUCGACUAGGAAUGAAAAAAAAUGUGGCUGUGCUAAUAUCUGACGUCAGAGAUCUUAAAAUCCAGAUUGUUAAGAUGCAAAAAAUGACCCAAAUGCAAGCCACGGUCCCACCCAUGUCAACCUCUGUGGAACUGCGCCUCCCUGGGGAUUAUUAUGUCCAGGUGGCAGCUCACCUCACCCUGGAUCAACUUCGAGCGUUCAGCCAAGACGUGGCACGUUGCCUCAGGAGUCUGGACUUGAGCGAUGACGAUGGGAAAGAGAGCUGACCAAUGGGUUUCGUUCUCUUCUUUUGGCUCAAGUCAAAAACCUAUGUUGCCAUUUUAUUUGUUAUGGCAUUUAUUGAACUGUUAACAGAUUAUUUAUUUGUUAAAUCUAUUUUUAUUUAUGUAUUUAUUUUAGAGACGGAAUGUAUUUAUUUAAGAAAUAUAUUUUUGAAAAACCUUAGCACUCGACAGAUGUAUGCCCAGCUAUUAACACUCAUAGAGAUGUUGCCACAUAUUACAGCCGUUAUAAAUAGUGUAAUGCUAAAAAGAAACAUGUUAUUUUUGUAUUACUAUUUAAAACCUAAUGUUUUAUUUUCUGAUGUCUCAAUAAAAAAUAAAAAAAGUUUUCCCCUGAAAACAUAAUUGUUCUUUUUUGACAAUGACUGUGCAGUGACUCAAUAGGCAACUGCCUCACUGACGAAUUCGUUUCCAAAAAUUCCAGUGAAGGAAACAAAAGUGCAACUAAAAGUGAAACUGCAUGUUUUCCUUGCCUCUGCUAGACAGAUUUCCUGGAGUAUGUUUCGCAAGUGGCUGAUGAUAACUGUGUCACUAGGCGGAUGAUUACCUCGUAAUGUUGGGUCAUGUGAAAGACCUCAGCAUGU